AUGGCGACCACCAACGGCACCGCGAACAAUGAGUUCGUGGACCCGGAGAAGGUGAACCCCGAGGGUGACCACCAUGCGCCCUACCUCGCUGCCAACAUGGAGGAGGACUACGAGGGGAAGCCAACCGACGAGGAGCUCAAGACUCUGCGCAGAGUGCCCGGAAGCAUCCCCAUCCUCGCAUACUUGAUCUGCAUCGUCGAGUUCUCGGAGCGAGCCUCGUACUACGGUGUCCAGCCGCUGAUCAGCAACUUCGUCAACCGGCCACUCCCCCCGGAUGGAAACGGAUAUGGUGCACCUCCUGCUGGCACCCAGCAGACUGCCGGUGCUCUGGGCAUGGGCACCCAGGUCGCCAACGCCAUUACCCAGUCCUUUUCCCUGAUCGCCUAUGCUUCGCCUCUCAUCUUUGGUUACAUUGCCGACGUCAAGACCGGUCGCUACAAGAUGAUCUUCUGGGGCGUCCUGGUCUUCGGUAUUGCCCACGUUCUGAUGGUUGCCGCUGGUGCAAAGGACCUUCUGGCAAAUGGGAACUCCAAGAUCCCCUUCUUCAUCUCUGUGUACAUCCUUGCCAUUGGCGCCGCCAUGUUCAAGCCGUGUGUGUCUCCUCUCCUGCUGGACCAGAUGACCACGACGGUGCCAACCGUUGUGACCACCAAGAAGGGCGAGCGCGUGAUUCAGGACCCCGAAGCCAGUACCGAGCGUAUCAUGCUGUGGUUCUACUUGAUGAUCAACAUCGGUGGUUUCAUGAACGUGGCAACCGCGUACAUUGAGAAGUACGUGGGUUGGUGGUUGGCAUUCUUGGUGCCGCUCUUCCUCUACCUGCCCCUGCCCUUCCUCCUCAUCUUCCUCCGCAAGCGCCUGAUACUCCACCCUCCUGGUGGCAGUGACCUGGGUAAGAUCAUGAAGGUCUUGGGUAUCUGCAUCCGCUCUGCUGGUCUGAAAGGGUUUGGUCGCAAGGGUUUUUGGGAGGCAGCCAAGCCCUCUGUCAUCCGCGCCAAGGGCCUGAACAUCCAGACGACGUGGAACGACCAGUUUGUCGAGGAUGUUCGCCGAACCUUCCAGGCCACUGGCAUCUUCUGCUUCUUCCCGAUCCAGUACCUCAACGAUAACGGUAUCGGUUCCGCUGCCAGCUUCCUGUCCACAAUGCUCCAAACCAACGGUGUGCCGAACGAUGUUAUCGGUAACUUCAACACACUGAGCAUCAUCUGCUUCGCCCCAAUUCUGAACUAUGGUCUUUACCCCUUUCUUCGCAAGACGGGUGUCCACUACGGUCCUGUUGCACGUAUCACCACCGGUCUUGCCAUGUCGUCAAUUGGCGGCGCUGCUUAUACCGUGUUGAACUACUAUGCCUACAAGGAGUCCCCUUGUGGUGAGUACGGAUCCAGCGACUGCACGAUUGGUGAUGGUGUUGCUCCCAUCAGCAUCUGGUGGAUGGCUAUCCCCUACGCCAUUGGUGGCAUCUCGGAACUGUUUGUCAACGUCCCUGCGUACGGCAUUGCCUACUCACGUGCACCUGUCAACAUGAGAGGUCUUGUCUCUGCCAUCAACCUGUUCACUACGGCUGUCGCGUAUGCCAUCGGUCUUGCUUGCUCAGCAGUCAUUACCGACCCAUACCUGACCUGGGACUUUGGUGGUCCUGCCAUUGUUGGUGGCGUUCUGACCAUCGUGUUCUACUUUAUGUUCCGACACAUCGAUGACGAGGAGUAUGUCGUCAGCCAGGACAACGACAACGUCGACUACCACCUGGAGAUGGAGGGUACCGCGAACGUCGUGGGCGAGAACCAGUUUAACAAGACCUCCAACCGUGGUGCGCCCAUCACGGACAACGAGGAGAUGAUGAUCUCCCAGAAGCAACUCUCCUUCGCUAGCGAGAUCGCAGGUCAGCUUUACCAGCAUCUCAUAGGAUCGUAUCACCCCAAGAACUUUAAGCAGUUCACGAUGUCCGUUGUUGCUGUUGCCUCAUCUCCUGAUCACGAGUUCACCAAGCCGACGGUGAGCUCCAUCACCUUGGUCAAAGAUCUAGGGGUACAAGGAGACGCGCAUUUUGGGCAGACGGUGCAGCAUCGCUCUCGCCUGCACAUCCAACCACCACCGCCAAACCUUCGCCAGGUCCAUUUGAUUCCAAUUGAGUCACUUGUGGAGCGCAAUCUGGCCCCGGGCGCAAUCGGCGAAAACAUAGCAACGCGAGGAAUUCAACUGCUGCAGCUAUCCACGGGGACGAAGUUACGGUUCGUGAAGGCCGGCGACGGGAGCGACGAAGAGGGCCCCGUCGUGGUGUUGACCGGAGUCAGGAAUCCCUGCCCUCAGAUAGAGAAGUAUAGAAAGGGGCUGCAGCAAACGUUCAUUGUUAGAGACUCGGAACGGAAUAUCGUCCGUAGGCUUGCCGGAGUGAUGGCCACCGUGGAGGUUGGCGGUGAUGUUACAGCGGAUAUGGCCAUCAUCAUUGAGGAGCCUAAAGUGUAUGUUCCUUUGACGCCUGUCUGA
Neoarthrinium moseri is the source of this 2481-nucleotide messenger RNA. RefSeq lists its product as uncharacterized. The record is from RefSeq and is a predicted model, not a curated record. Gene Ontology annotation, molecular function: pyridoxal phosphate binding; molybdenum ion binding; dipeptide transmembrane transporter activity. Lineage: Eukaryota; Fungi; Ascomycota; Sordariomycetes; Amphisphaeriales; Apiosporaceae. Gene Ontology annotation, biological process: transmembrane transport. Bases 1 to 2481 code for a protein of 826 amino acids. Gene Ontology annotation, cellular component: membrane. The transcript is spliced from 4 exons.